This is a messenger RNA of Helicoverpa zea (corn earworm), 2036 nucleotides long. RefSeq lists its product as uncharacterized. The record is from RefSeq and is a predicted model, not a curated record. The transcript has a single exon. NCBI's taxonomy places the organism in Eukaryota, Metazoa, Arthropoda, Insecta, Lepidoptera, Noctuidae. Bases 212 to 1462 code for a protein of 416 amino acids.
AUCCACUCUAUUGAUCACUCGACACAUAUCGCGAACGGCUCGCCUUAUACGGACGACCGUGCCACCUUUAUUGUCCAAUUUAACAUAUAGACGUGUGCUAGCCGCGAUGUUACCGGUGAACUCAUAAUGUGCGUCGUUCAAAAAUAGAAAUACAGUGUUUACAGGAAAAUAGUAUCAAUAACAAAGUGUUGCGGUUUGUAAUUGAACGGAAAUGGCAGCUAAAUCGCCUACUAUGAGUGUGAAGUCGCGGGAAAUGAUCGGCGAAGAGCAGUUCAGUCAGCGGCGCGAAGUGUUCGGCAAGCACGACACGGUGUUCCUCCCGCCCGCGUCGCCCGUGCCCACCAGCUACCGCGACGUCGAGCCCAUCGUCACCUCCAACCACGGCAAGACCACCGCCAACUUCAAGCGCAACACGCCCGGCUACUCCAGCAUGAGGGAGUCACGCACCGACGAGCGAGUCUUCGACUUUAGACCGAGGAAGUACUCCGACAAUUUCACAUCGGAAGUGAAUCAAAGUGACGAUGUGGAAUACAGACAUACGAUGACUGAAAGGACGCGGCGCUUGUCCAAACUGCGGCGGGAUUUCAUGACUUCCAACUUACACGAGCCAGGUAGUACCAGUCCUUUCAACCGCUCCGGGACACGAGCGUCUAUGCCGGCUAACAGUUCUUCACCUCUUAAAUAUAAAAUUGAAAGUCCUAAUUUAUACAAGUUCCCGUUCGCUGAACCGUACUCGACGCCGACGCCGGUGCGCCGAGUGGUUGUUGAUCUAGGACCGGCAGACGAAAACGGUGGAAAGGAGAAUCAGGAUCCAGAGAGAGUUCGACAUCAAAGUUUGUCAGGACAAGACACGCCUAGUAGACUGGACCAACAAAAGUUGUUUGAAGAAAUACUGAAGAGAUACUCCCCGCAGCGAAAGCCAAUCGACUGGGAGUUACCUCCGACCAAGCCGAGGGUGGUCGCGUCAGUUCCUAAAUCUAAUUCUAGUGUGGCCGACAGUAUUGAUAGUGCAGAUAAAAAAGGUGACGACAAAAAUGAGAAAACGGGUGAUGAUGACGUGUUUGAGAAGAAGCAAAAUGGUGAAGUGGCCCCGGCUGUUUUAAGUGAAAAUCCAGUGGAAAAAUCUAGUGAGAAUCCGGUUGAAGUUAAAGCAGAGGUUAUUCAAAACGGCCCUGAAUCGUUAAGUGCCGGCGCGACUAAGGAAAAUGAAUCAAAAACAUUACAGUCCGAACUGGACGAGAAACAGGAUGAAGUGCCCGAGCUGUCGCAGAUUCAGAGACAAGUAAUUAAAGAGGGUCCCAAAAAGCCACCUCUAGAAAUCGUAGAUUUAAGUAUACCUGCACUGAUACAGAAAAUGACUGCGGAGGGUGAAAACCUGGAGAAUACGAAUAAAAAACAGAAGAAAGUAAAGCGAAAACGUAGUUUCUUAGACAAGUUGCUAGGUCGCAAGAAGGACAAGUAGUAGCUAGCGAUAUAUUAUAACAUUGAUGUGAUAUUGAACAUACUGCAAAUAAUGCAGGACAGCCAAAGAUUAAAAGAAGCAUGACGUCAUUUCUGUAAUCUUUUGAUAUGUAGAUAUUUCUUUACAUGGCAAAGGAAUAAACCGAUAGAUUUAUUUAUAUCUAAUAAUUAAGGCCAGUCUUCCUAUGUUUUUUAUCGUAAUGCAUUGGUUGGGUUAUCACUAGCUGAUAAUACUAAGUGCCAUGUGACACGCCCUAUCUGCCAAAUUCAAACUGUCUUAUAACAAAUAUUUUGUGAAUAACUAGUAUGUAAGAGAAAUAUUAAUAGUUGUGCUAUUAACGUUAUAUAUUUUGUUAUUUGUUUAAUUAAUUAAUAUCAUAAUACAUCCUGUAAAUUUUCCGUAAACGUGCCUUAAGUUAUCAAUAGGUACAAUUCUAUGAUGUCAUUAAAAACACUACUAUUUAUAACUAGCUCCGUUUAAUAAUACUGUUACAAUUCCCACACAAAUAUUGCCGAGAUCAUAAGCUAGUGAGCCUUAGAACCAAAUAUUUUCAUAAUAAAUUUUCUGUUUUUAA